CGGGAGCAGAAGGCUUGCCAGGGGGAAUUAUUUGCCUCGCUGACAUCAUGUUGAUGUCAGCAUGAGGCACCAUGCACUACCAAAGGCUCAAUUGUUUGUAUAAAAAAUAUUUGGUAGAUCCAACGGUUGUGAUGAACUUGACACUGUUUGAACGGGAAAAAAAAUGAUCCAACGGCUGAAAUUUAAAUCCAACGGUUGAAAUAAUUUAUUUUAUUUUUCUAUUAUUUUUAAUUGAUAUUUUGCUCGAAAAUCCUAUAUAAACACCUCAUUCCUUCUUAUUUUAAUCACACAUCUUCCAUAUCUCUCAUUCUUCAUCAUAUUUUUUCACUACAAUUUUGUUAUGUCUUCCUCAAAAAGGGGUGUUAAUUGGAAUGCUAAAGAGGAUGUUGUUCUAUGUAAUGCUUGGGUCACCAUAUCUGAAGAUGGUGCCAUUGGAAUAAAUCAACCGGGGGAGACUUUCUGGGGCCGAAUUCACGAGAUAUUUUCGGCACAAAGUCAAAUUCCUCGAACUCGAGAUGCAAUUGAGUCUCGUUUCAAGAUCAUCAAUAAUCAAUGUUCUCAAUGGAAAGGUUGUGUGCGGAAAGCGAACGCAACUCCGAGGAGUGGGUCAAACCUAGACGAUUUGAACUUUCAAGCCAAAGACAUUUUCAUGAAUGAUAACAAUGGCAAGACAUUCAAAUUUGAGCAUGCGUGGCGUGUCCUCCAAGUGUGUCCGAAGUGGUACCAACAAUACGAAGCUCCGGUAUCCUUCUCCCGGCCAAUAUCGUCUCCACAAUCGCACGAUUCGCCCACACUCGGAGGUAGUGCUAGCUCUCCCUCGGAUGGAGAGCCACUUCAACGUCCCGAAGGUCGGGACAAGCAAAAGGCCAAAAGAAGUGGAAAAGCAAAGGUGUCUAAGUUAGAUCCAAUGAUGACGCAAUGUUUACAAGAAAUGAUUGAGCAAGGCAGAGAACAAGCUUCAAGAAGAGCUAAGCGUGAUGAGCUUCAACACAAAGCCGUAGAGUCGGAGAUUACGAGAAACCAGUAUGACUUACUAGCUGCGGACCUUUCAAAGUUUUCACCGAGGAAGCAAAGGUGGAUUAAGCAAAAACAAGAUGAAAUAAUGGGGUAUUCUCAAAAUUCCUCAAGUGAUGUUCCCGACACUCCUGCAGAAGAAGUGUACCGUCCCCACUUUGAUUUCUAGUUAUUAUGUUUUGUUGUUUUUAUUUUGUAUUGUGUUGUAAGUUGAAUUUCACAUAUGUUUCACUUUUAAAUUCCAUGUUUUGUUAUUUUAAUUUAUUCAA
Molecule: messenger RNA, 1283 nt
Organism: Cuscuta epithymum
Lineage: Eukaryota; Viridiplantae; Streptophyta; Magnoliopsida; Solanales; Convolvulaceae
Source: the annotation of a GenBank genome assembly